Molecule: messenger RNA, 678 nt
Organism: Echinococcus granulosus
Lineage: Eukaryota; Metazoa; Platyhelminthes; Cestoda; Cyclophyllidea; Taeniidae
Exons: 4
Coding region: 1-678 (225 amino acids)
Source: RefSeq, a predicted model, not a curated record
AUGCGCAUGCGUCUCAUGGAGGGUUGUCAAACUCCUCUCCGGGGGUGUGAGACCCCCCAGGGCAGGAUCGAACACGUCCAGAGCGUUUGUGAGCCCUCUUCCCCCACGCACAUCAUCACAAAAGCUCAUACUACUCUUCUCCCUACUCCCAUCCCAGCCACCUUAGCCCUCUCCCCCUGCACACACAUACACACACCUGUGAGUACUGGUGAGUGGGUGGGGCAACAGCGGACGCACAAACCACCUGGGUCGGGUCCACUAGAGAGGGGAGAGGCAGGCAUGAGAAAAACACUUGAAUGUGUCUCCGUGCGUAAACACGGCCAGAAGUUUUCAACACUACUGCAGCAACUCUAUCACCCUUUUGGAUUCUCCUCUCUUCCACCAGUAAUAAGUGAAUGCACUGGGGGCGAAAGUUCUCGACCUAGCGGCGUUGGUGCUCUCUGCCCCAGGGUGUGGUGGCCCGCGGUGCACUCCCGCAAGUUCAGUACGAUCUCGCUCCGGGAGUAUCGAUUUCCUUUGGUGCUCAAGUGCAUGCACGUACAUGCAAGCACGUACGCACGCGUGCAUGCACGCUCUGCUAUCCCGCAUGACCGCGUACCGUCAGGCCGGCCUCCCAACUCAGCUGCUCAACAGACCCUGUGCUACGGCAUUGAAAACUAUUUCCAGGCGCCUGCAUAA